GGGGGGUACCAAUGACAGAGGAAGUUUCAAUCGUACACGAAUAUCAAGUCCUUUAUUCAAACAGAGUGAGACAAAAAGAUAAGAAAUGGAAUGAUGGCAAACUACAAUUCUACGAACUAAAUAGCAAGCUUCAAUUAUUCAACAGUGACAACCACCUAAUCUCCACUGAUUUUAUCCGAGAUAGACCCAUUUCUUUCAUACUAGCCAACGUGUUGGUGGAAGAUAAUGAAUUCGCGUUCCCCAGCAACAAGUACAUUAUUCAGAUUCAGGAUAAAAUGGGUGUGGUUGAACGGGAUAUCUCGUUUAAGAAACGGUCACAGGUUAAACAGGAACAAGGGUCACCGCGUCCUGCAACUAUCAGUGUUAAGCGAAGAGUAUCGGUAAAGCAAGAACCAGUAAACAAGAAAGAUAGAAUAAUAACGAGGUUGCAACAAGUGGUUGUAAAAGCAGAACCAAAACCAACUCCAAAACCAAGCUCUUCAAAGAACUUGCAAGUAGCAUUGGCUAAUACUGAUCUAAAUAUUAGAAAACGACUUCCCAUAAGAAUUCCUCCGAAAUCUUCACAAUGGUUCGCCUACAUAAACACGCCAUCAGAUGGCACUAAUGCAACCCAAAAUAACAAGAAUAAAGUUACCCUGGAAAUAAAACAAGAGCCAGUGUUUGAUUCGGGCACAAGCGUCGAACAAGCCAAUAUAAUUUACGAUUUAUCUGAUUUUGAAGAAGAUGCUAGAUUUGCUGAUAUGCUUAAACGGCGAGAACAGAAUAAAUCAUCCACCAAGAACACACCUUCAAGUGAAAACUACAAUCAAGCCCAUGAAUUCGAUCUUUCUUCACAAUCAGACUUUGCUGAUGUAGAUUUGUAAAAAUAUAUAGCUAUACAACCAAUAUAAGCUAAACCAAAAAACCAAAAACAUCAUAACCAAACAUGAAUACCAUAGUCCAAGUAUUAACUGGCUUGUUGCUUCUGUUGCUGAGCUUGUUCUCUAGCGACGAGCAUAGGAACAGCAUUCGAGCUGAAUAUUUUGAUAACUGGAAAGGAACUUACUAAACCGUUAAUAGCAGCUAAGGCAGGACGAUUUGAAACUCGAGCGAGAUAACUUUGAGCAGGCAAUUCAGCAUAAACCUUUUUGUCAUAGUUUAUUCCAAUAGCAGCCUUAGUGGGAGCAUCUAAAGUAGCAGUGUUUGUACUCAUGGUUGUAUCUGGU
Messenger RNA from Spathaspora passalidarum NRRL Y-27907, 1205 nucleotides. RefSeq lists its product as uncharacterized. Lineage: Eukaryota; Fungi; Ascomycota; Pichiomycetes; Serinales; Debaryomycetaceae. The transcript has a single exon. The record is from RefSeq and is a predicted model, not a curated record. Bases 12 to 863 code for a protein of 283 amino acids.